GAACGUUGUGUAUAUCGGUCGAAUGUCUCAGCGUUCCGAAAGGCCCGGUCGGGCAGCACGUGGGGGGACGACCGAGGAGCCCGCGGCGGGUGGAGGGGCCGGGCGCGGCGGCAGCGCACGGGGGCUUGGCACCGGCACCGGGGGUGGGACGGCCAGGAGGAGACGGAGGAGGGCGAGCAUCACCGGGCGGAUCGUGUAAUUGCUGAGGAUCUGCAAAAUGGCGCUCCGCCUCCGCACCUUGCUGCCCUUUGCCAUCCCUGGAGUGCUGGCGCUCAUCGGGUGGUGGUGGUUUUCUUCACGCAAAAAGGAGCGUGCGAGCAAUCACGACAGGCGAGACUUGGCCAGCGUAGAAGAACACAGGAUAGGCUCCCCCAAGAAAGAGCCUUCCGCUAGAGAAGGGGUGCCGUUGAACAGCCUGCCGCCCCUGCCCCGAGAAGUCAAGCAGCCUGCUGAACCAGCCUUUACCGCUGAGUCUUCGGCAAGCCUGCAGGCCCCUUUGGAAAGCGGCGCUCGGCGCUGGGAUCCCCCAAGAGACCGGCCUGUCACGGCAAAAACAACCAUUGAAUCCGACAGGGUUCAGGACGACAGUGAAAAACUGGAAGUGACGGGGUGCCGAGGUGUAGCUAGAUCCCCCGCGCAGGAGCCUUCCCUUCCGGGCGCUCAGAUAGCUGACGAUACCUGUGCUGGUGAAGCUUCUGUUGAGAGGCCGCCGGAAGCCACUCGAGUGGCAGAUCGGGUGCCCUCGCCAGUCUCGACGGCAGCAGCUCUGCUAGAGGAGUCUUCUAGUUUGGAGAAGUCUGGGGAUAGUGGUUUGGAGGAGGUGGCCCAGGACGAUGCACCAGAGAAGCCUUUGAAAGAAGGCCUCUGUUCUGUAGCAGCCGCCGCCUCAGAUGCGGGCUCUUUGGCCGCCCCAUGCUCCCAAGUGGCAGGUGAUGCUGUUUCUCAACCCACUGUGGAUGCCACUGGAAAGGAAGAGAUCGGCGGCCGCUGCGCCGGUGCGGCGGCCACAGAGAUGGAAGCAGAGGCUAAAUGCGUCGAGCCUGCUAGCGCGGAUUUGGCCCGGAAAGAAGAGACGUCCAGUUUGAACGCUGGUAGUACGUUGAAGCGCCACGGAUUUGGAGAUGUUGGCUGUAAGGGGAGUUUGGAGAAAGCAAGAGUGGGAGGCCUCAGCUUAGACAAAGAAGAAGUCGAGAAGAUUGAGCAGGUGGCCAUACAUAUAAUUUCCAACGUCAUCCAGGCAGCCACUGAGGAAGUGCUUUCCGGGUCGGUCAGCGACAUGUCGGAUAGGAUCUCUCAGAUGGCCAGCCGGGUUGAGAAGAUCUCCAUGGCAGCUGCUGGCCAGGCAGAGUGCAGCAAGGGUCAUGGUUGUGUCGCUGAGAAGGCGGCAGCUGUAGAGGUGACUCCUCUGCUGGAAGAGAACGUCAACCGCCACGCCAUGUACUCGAGCCACUUGACGCACGGCCUCUUGGGGAACCCAAGCCGUGGCCUCCCCAGGGACUCCAGGAGCGCAGAGCAGCCCGCCGGCGACCCAGCCGCGAACCACGAGGACGAGCUGGAAGACGCUCAGACGAUGACGGAAGAUUCCGGCUGCAGCGCCUGCACCUCGGAAGACGGGGCGAGCGCGGAGGACCUCUUGAAAAGCACCUCCUCUCCCGCUUUGGGGCAGCGCCUAGACUUGCUGAACAUGCCCGCGCUCAAAGACUCGGAACACAAGCUGGCGUCCAGCAAGAAGCCUCCCUCCUCCCCUACGCUAGCGGAGAACAAAGUGCCGUACAGCAAUGGAGUGCUGAAGGAAGACUGCCCCCAUCGGAGGCACGACCAGCCGUGGUCGACGGAAGCGGAUGCAGACAACUCAGGGGGUUCGGAUGUAAAUAGCAUGGAUUCAGUGGACAUUGGCUGUGCCCUCAGAAAUAAGGACAGCUGCCAGAAUUCGAAGACCGGAGCAGAUUCUAAUAAGACAGAGCUUAUUAUCUGGGAGAUAGAGGUACCAAAGCAUUUAGUCGGACGGCUGAUUGGGAAGCAGGGGAGGUACGUGAGCUUCUUGAAACAAACGUCCGGUGCCAAAAUCUACAUUUCCACACUACCUUACACCCAGGACUUCCAGAUCUGCCAUAUAGAAGGCUCUCAGCAAAACGUCGACAAAGCCCUGAGCCUGAUUGGCAAGAAGUUCAAGGACCUGAGCCUCACCAAUAUCUAUGCGCCGCCACCUCCCCCGCUGCCAGUGCAUUCUCUCCCCAUGACCUCCUGGCUCAUGCUUCCAGAUGGGGUCACGGUGGAAGUGAUCGUGGUCAACCAAAUCAACGCGGGGCACUUGUUUGUGCAGCAGCACACGCACCCCACUUUCCACGUCCUCCGUAGUCUAGACCAACAGAUGUACCUGUGCUACUCGCAGCCGGGGAUUCCAACCAUGCCGACACCGGUGGAGGUUGGCGUUGUCUGUGCUGCGCCCGGCAUGGAAGGUGCCUGGUGGCGAGCACAAGUAAUUGGCUACUUUAAAGACACCACUGAAGUGGAGAUCAGAUACGUGGACUAUGGUGGAUACGAGAGAGUCAAGAUUGACACACUCAGGCAGAUCAGGUCUGACUUCGUAACACUACCUUUCCAAGGAGCAGAGGUCCUCUUGGACAACGUAGUGCCACUUCCAGAUGACGAUCACUUUUCAUCUGAGGCGGACACAGCUGUUAGUGAAAUGACCAGAGGUACACCUUUGCUUGCACAGGUGACAAAUUAUGACAGUGCAACGGGCUUGCCCUUAAUACAGCUGUGGAGCAUGAUAGGAGAAGAGUUGGUGUCUAUAAACCGAACCUUGGUGGAAAGAGGGUUUGCGCAGUGGAUCGAAAGCUACUAGGAGAGUUCUUGGCUGUCUUCCUUGACUAAUCUUUCCUCUCACCCUCCUUACCUUAUCCCUUCCCCACCCCUUCUUUUUUUCUUUUUUGGCACUGUUUCAGAAUUGGGUUUGGCAAUCUUCCCUCCUCCCCGCCCCAAUAUAUGUCACUUCCGCUUUAAAGUCUUGUUUUGAUUAUAUUCAUCCGACGGACACAGUUUGUUUAUCAUACCUCAUUUUGCAGAAAAUCAAGGAGUUGAACCAUAAGCCAUAAAAAAAUACUGCAGCUUUAUAACGCAGCUCUUUAUUCUGCCCCCCCCCCCACCCCCACCCUGAUCUGGGUCCAAAAGCGAAAUUUAAACAAAACUUUAAUGAAGGGGGAAAAUAAAUGUCUGGGGAGGGUUGUAUAACACUCGUCCUCAGAGGAUUUAAGCUGUGUGCUGAACACAACCCAGUUUUCUAAAUUGGCUGCCUUAACAUGAAGGCGACUCUAUGUGGAAGUAAAAUUGUUUUCAGACCUAGCCCCCUCACAGACACAAAAAGAGGA
Molecule: messenger RNA, 3371 nt
Organism: Lacerta agilis (Sand lizard)
Lineage: Eukaryota; Metazoa; Chordata; Lepidosauria; Squamata; Lacertidae
Gene: AKAP1
Product: A-kinase anchoring protein 1
Exons: 11
Coding region: 218-2848 (876 amino acids)
Molecular function (GO): RNA binding
Source: RefSeq, a predicted model, not a curated record